AUGCGGAAAAUUCCAAAACUCUCACAAAGCUUCGACAGAAGCUCUGCGUCAUUAGGUCUGCGAAAGCGACUCAACAUUGGAAAUAAUAGAUCAUCGGCAAUUCGUAAUUCAAAAGAAGUCGAAGCUGUGGACUUGAUGCUGGAUGUAAACUUAUUUGUUCAGAACGAUCACAAUGAUAACCGAAAUGAAGAAUUCCAUGGUGGCGGUAAUCAGAAUGAGAUAUCCUGCGUUGGGCAGAUGUUGGAUGACGGGAACGGGAAUGUAAGUGAACAAAAAAAAGCAGGAACAAUUACAUAUGAAAAGCAGUUCUCUUCAAACAAAACUGACGAUCAGGAAACAAGCAAAAGCAGGAGGGUGCUUUGCGUAGCAGAUGGUUCUCAUAAUAGUUCAAAGGAAACUGAGAUGAAUAUAUUUUCCUCUAAGAAUGAAAUUUGUAACUUUCAAAGCGAAGCAUUAGGAAAUCAAGCUGAAUGUGAAACAGCAGAGUCAGAAUCUGGUAUGAGUCAGUGUAUAGAAGUCGUUGACAAUAUAAAAAAUUUGGCCGUACAUAACGAUCAGUUUGAUAUGAAAAUGAUGUCAAACGAAAUAUCCAAAAGUGUUGCGUGCAAUAGCACAUUAAUACAAACCACAACCCUUAUGAAGGGAAGAGAAGAACUAUUGGCCGAAAGUAUUAUUGAUGAAGAAAUGAAGCAGUUACUUGCUUAUAUUUCAAAUAAACGACAACUCAGGGGUGUUGAGAAAAUGAAAACAGAAAAAAUACUGGAAUUGCGUGCUGAGGAAGCCAAACAACUUGGAAUUGGUUUGAAAAGUUAUCUCAGAAAAAUGCGACAGCAGAUGAUUUAG
Molecule: messenger RNA, 843 nt
Organism: Brugia pahangi
Lineage: Eukaryota; Metazoa; Nematoda; Chromadorea; Rhabditida; Onchocercidae
Source: the annotation of a GenBank genome assembly